CUUCUCCUCCUUCCCUUUUCCCCUGUCGUCUUCCCCUUUACGCACACUGCGAUCCCAUCAAGAAAUCUCUCUCGCUCUCUCUCUCUCUCUCUCCCCACGCUUUCCGUCCGUCCUUCCCCUGUUUUAUUCCGUCCACUGUGUAGAUUCUCCGUAUCUACCUAUUUAUAAGCACAGCAAGCAAGCGUUACUCUUUAAGUGCUCAGUGACUCCUCCUUUUUGCUGUUGUUCUUCUUCUUUGCCAUGGAUAACGAUGGCUGUGUUACGAAGGGGGCGAGGUCCAACGCCUGGUUGCUCGCCGGAAACUACUUCCUACUCUGCGUCGGCUCACUCUCCUCUUCUCUGCUCUCCCGCUUCUACUUCGUCCAUGGAGGCGGAAGCCGAUGGGUGUCCACCCUCGUCCAGUCCGCCGGAUUCCCCUUGCUCCUCGUCCCCGUUUACUUCUGCUCGUCCCCUGUUUCCGGCAACCGGCCCUUUUGUAGCUUCGGUUCGCGCCUCCUUUGCCUGGCGCUCGGCCUCGGGCUCCUCCUGGGACUUAAUAAUCUCCUCUUUUCCUGCGCCGUGUCCUAUUUAUCGGUCUCUACUUCUUCGCUCCUCCUCGCUUCGCAACUGGCCUUCACUCUGCUUCUGUCCGUUGUCCUCGUCCGCCACCCGGUCACGUUUUUUAAUCUGAAUUCGGUGGUUUUGCUCACUGUAAGCUCUGUUCUUCUCGCGCUCAACUCGUCGCACGACUGCCCGCCGGGCGUCGACCGGCGGCACUUCUUUCUCGGACUCGCGGCGGCUCUCGGCGCCGCCGCGCUCUUCGCAGUGUACCUGCCGGUGAUGCAGCUGGUCUACCGCGGGCUCAGCGGCGGGUACCGGGCGGUGGUGGAGGUGCAGGUGGUGAUGGAGGCGGCAGCGACGGCGCUGGCGGUGGCGGGGAUGGCGGCGGACGGCGGCGGCGCAGACGGGGGAAAGUGGUGGUGGCCGAGGGAGGAAAGGUGGGACCUUGGGGCGGCGGCGUACUGGGCCGUGGUGGCGACGACUGUGCUGGCGUGGCAGAUGUGCUUCAUGGGGACGGCGGGGAUGGUGUUCCUCACGUCGUCGGUCAACGGGGGGAUCUGCAUGACAGCGCUUCUGGCGGUCAACGUGGUGGGUGGCGUGGCGGCGUUCGGCGACGAGUUCAGCGGCGGGAAGGCGGUGGCGAUGGCGCUCUGCCUCUGGGGAUUCGGGUCUUAUCUUUACGGGGAGUGGAAGAUGAAGGCGGGCGCAGAGGCGGAAGCGCCGCCGGCGGUGGUGGAGGAGAAGCUGAAGCCGAUGCAGACGGUGGAGACAAGUGGCGACGGAGACAGUAACGAUGGCAACGUGUAAAAAGAACUCUACACUUGAAAAAACAAACAAAAAAAUAAAUCCUUAUUUUAUACUUUUCGAGUAUAUAAAUAACAAUUUCUAACAAUUAUCAAUAUUUACAAACUUUUUAUAUAAAAAAGCCAUCAAAUUAAAUAUCCAUAAAUCUAUUGUAAAAACAAAAAUAUUUAAGUUGGGAUAACAAAGUCGAGCU
Molecule: messenger RNA, 1537 nt
Organism: Zingiber officinale
Lineage: Eukaryota; Viridiplantae; Streptophyta; Magnoliopsida; Zingiberales; Zingiberaceae
Product: probable purine permease 4
Exons: 1
Coding region: 241-1347 (368 amino acids)
Cellular component (GO): membrane
Molecular function (GO): purine nucleoside transmembrane transporter activity
Source: RefSeq, a predicted model, not a curated record